UCUGUCUAGAUGGGCGGAGACCCAGAGGGACACCACGUGGGGACUGUCUGAGCUGCAUCUCCCGCUGGCGUUCAGUUUAGGUCUAGGUUGGAAUUGGAACUGUGGAGAUGAGGAAGGAAACUCCGCCUUCCCUAGUGCCUUCCGCAGCCCGCGAGUGGAAUCUUCCCCCUAAUGCACCGGCAUGUAUGGAGCGGCAGUUGGAGGCUGCGCGGUACCGGUCGGAUGGGGCGCUCCUGCUUGGGGCCUCCAGCCUGAGCGGCCGCUGCUGGGCUGGCUCCCUCUGGCUUUUCAAAGACCCUUGUGCCGCCCCCAACGAAGGCUUCUGCUCUGCUGGAGUCCAGACGGAGGCCGGAGUGGCUGACCUCACUUGGGUUGGGGACAGAGUUAUCCUAGUGGCUUCCGAUUCAGGUGCUGUUGAAUUGUGGGAGCUGGAUGAGAACGAGACACUCAUUGUCAGCAAGUUCUGCAAGUACGAGCAUGAUGACAUAGUGUCUACAGUCAGUGUCCUGAGCUCUGGCACACAAGCUGUCAGCGGUAGUAAAGACUUCUGCAUCAAGGUGUGGGACCUUGCUGAGCAGAUGGUACUGAAUUCAUACCGGGCUCACUCUGGGCCGGUCACUUGUGUUGCUGCCUCUCCCCACCAGGACUCCGUGUUUCUUUCAUGCAGUGAGGAUAGUAGAAUUUUACUCUGGGAUACACGCUGCCCCAAGCCAGCAUCACAGAUGGGCUGCAGUGCCUCUGGCUACCUUCCUACCUCACUGGCGUGGCAUCCUCAGCAGAGCGAAGUCUUUGUCUUCGGUGAUGAGAAUGGGACUGUCUCCCUUGUGGAUACAAAGAGUGCGAGCUGUGCCCUCAGCUCAGCUGUGCACUCCCAGUGUGUCACGGGGCUGGUGUUCUCCCCACACAGUGUCCCUUUCCUGGCCUCUGUCAGUGAAGACUGCUCUCUUGCUGUGCUGGACUCUGGCCUCUCCGAGGUGUUUAGAAGCCGAGCCCAUAGAGACUUUGUGAGAGAUGCUACUUGGUCCCCGCUCAGUCCCUCCCUCCUUACCACGGUGGGCUGGGACCAUCAGGUCAUCCAUCACAUCGUGCCCACAGAGCCUCUCCCAGCCCCAGGACCUAACAGUGUUGCCGAGUAGCUUGGAUUUAAGACAAAAGGCAAAUCCCCGUGAGCGGCCAGUCGCUUUGCCGCUGCCCUCGCAGUUCGUGAGACGGCGCAGGAGCCUUACGCUGCGUGUCCAUACUCCAGAUCCAUGCGGCCACUGGGCACGUCGCUCAGCCUGGGGGUGGCGGAUUCUGCGGUCCUGUAGUCAUAGGGAAAAAAAAACUUUCUUAAAAAUAGAUAUGUAUGUAUGAGUGUGUGUGUAGAUACAUAGUUUUUGAUGAGGGGAUAAAAAAUCCAUCCUACAUCGUUCCCAAGGCCUACCCACACCCCCCUCCCCACAGACUGUCCCCCUAAAAAAGUCCACAGAAGGGUUUUAUGCUCCCCAGGUAGCAGUGCAUGAUGAAUCGGCUAUGUCUGGAUGAGGUAUGAGAUGUAGGCACUUCUGGAUUCUAGGAAGCAGCUCAUAUACUACUCAUAGAAAUAGAAGCAACUUAAUAUUUUAUAGAGCUAUAUUCACCUUCAUCAUAGGUGGCAAUGCUUCCACUCACAAAAAUCCAGCCCAGCUCACCUCGAGGAAGAGCCAGGACACCUUCCCCACAGUUCUGCACACCUUGCCAUUAAACUGAGUCUGAAAUCCAUGUUCUGGCUGAAUGAAAGGUUUGGCUGGUGCCUGUGUAAUGCUCGACCCCCGAUACCCAGAGUCGUGUAUGUGAGAGAGGAGUGUUUUUUGGUCAUAGAUGCCAUAGAAACAAGUUUGGGGAUGGCGGAGCACUUCAGAGCAUUUCAGUUAAGUUAAAAACUGACAGACUUGCAGAGAAAUAUCUUGUCACUUUUCCUACCUGAAAACAGCCUGGGGCCUGACCUCUCCUGCCUCUGGGCCCCUUUCUGUGGACAUAGGAAGUCUGAAUGCUCCUUUUUGGACUCUGAAGAUUUUUAAAUUGCAGGAUCAGAUUGAGAAUCAGAAAUACUGACUAAUGAAAUAAAACAUUUAGGCUUUUUUGGUCUGUCUUUUGAA
This is a messenger RNA of Pteropus alecto (black flying fox), 2117 nucleotides long. It is a transcript of the gene WDR77, whose product is annotated as WD repeat domain 77. The record is from RefSeq and is a predicted model, not a curated record. Gene Ontology annotation, cellular component: methylosome. NCBI's taxonomy places the organism in Eukaryota, Metazoa, Chordata, Mammalia, Chiroptera, Pteropodidae. The transcript is spliced from 10 exons. Gene Ontology annotation, biological process: oocyte axis specification. Gene Ontology annotation, molecular function: protein binding. Bases 108 to 1136 code for a protein of 342 amino acids.